Peromyscus leucopus (white-footed mouse) is the source of this 1059-nucleotide messenger RNA. RefSeq names its product keratin-associated protein 10-4-like. Bases 43 to 792 code for a protein of 249 amino acids. The record is from RefSeq and is a predicted model, not a curated record. The transcript has a single exon. Gene Ontology annotation, cellular component: keratin filament. NCBI's taxonomy places the organism in Eukaryota, Metazoa, Chordata, Mammalia, Rodentia, Cricetidae.
CACUCACAACUUCUCACCUUACUCUCUGCCCUCCAAUCAGUCAUGGCCACCUCCACCAUGUCUGUCUGCUCUGACGCCUGCACCAACUCCUCCUGGCAGGUGGAUGACUGCCCAGAGAGCUGCUGUGAGCCUACCUGCUGUGCCCCCAACUGCUGCCAGUCCAGCUGCUGCCAGCCCAGCUGUUGUGUGCCCAGCUGCUGUGCCCCCAGCUGCUGCCAGCCCAGCUGCUGUGCCCCCAGCUGCUGCCAGUCCAGCUGUUGUGUGCCCAGCUGCUGCCAGCCCAGCUGCUGUCUGUCCAGCUGCUGUGCCCCAGCCUCCUGCCUGACCCUCAUCUGCACCCCAGUGAGCUGUGUGUCCAGCCCCUGCUGCCAAUCUGUCUGCUGCUCACCCUCAUGCUGCCAACAGUCUAGCUGCCAGCCAGCUUGCUGCACCUGCUCCCCCUGCCAACAGUCCUGCUGUGUGCCUGUCUGCUGCAAGCCUGUCUGCUGCACACCCAUCUGCUCUGGAUCCUCAUGCUGCCAGCAGUCUAGCUGCCAGCCAUCAUGCUGUCAAUCUUCCUGCUGUGUGCCUGUCUGCUGCAAGCCUGUCUGCUGCAAGCCCUGCUCCAGCGUGUCCCUGCUCUGCCGCCCUGUGUGCAGACCUGCCUGCUGUGUGCCCACCUCCUCCUGCUGUGCCUCCUCCUGCCAGCCCAGCUGCUGCAAGCCCUGCUCCAGUGUGUCCCUGCUCUGCCGCCCUGCCUGCUCCCGCCAGGCCUACUGUGGCCUCUCCUCAGGCCAGAAGUCCAGCUGCUGAUGGGUCCAUCCCCUGGGGAUCUCUCACCUCUGCCCCUAGUCCCUGAGCUGCCUCAGAUGCACACCCUGCCUAAGCUUGAGUGUCUUCCAUCAGAAAACAGAGGAUCCUGUCUUGCUCUCUGACACUGCCCAGCCUGAGGUUCUGGUCACAAGCCAGGGAACCCUGCUCCGUAGUCUGGGUGUCAGCAGGCUUCUCUGUGGGAAACUGCCAGGUGCCCUCUAGCUGGAAGCCUCCUCAGAACCCUAAUAAACUCUUUCCUGGACCUCA